AUGUUAUUCUGGAGUUUGGACGUCGUCUCUGGAGGGUGCAUCACUCUCGGUAACAAAUACCUGUGUCUGAUUACCUUCUGUUACAGGAAGGAGAAACAUGUCUCAAGGAAAAAUAACCGCAGAUCUUCGAUCCUGAAGGAGUCUCCAGGUAGAAAGCCCCUGGUGGCCAUGGAGAGCAACCACCAUUCCAGACGCUCUCUUAAGAGGGUUUCCUUUGCUGAUACCAACACAAUAAAGGAAUUUUUGGCCACAAUGGGAGCCAGCACAGAGUGGAACAGCACCUAUGAAGCCCCUGCACCUCAGGACUCCUCUGCCUCUAUGGACAUCACUACACUUGGUCCUAAAUCUGAUGGGUUGGAGAUGACUGGGGUUUCACAAGAUGAGCAGGAUGAUGCUGGCACUGUGGAUCAGAAAAAUCUUCAGUUGGAGACUUCAGCCUUUCUCAACCAGUUCUUGAAUAUGAAGCCAGGCCCAUCCUCAGCACCUGAAAUGCUAUCUAAGAAGGAAGAACCUCGCUCUCAGUCACAGGACAACCUACACAUGGAGACUUCUACAUUUCUGAAUCAGUUCUUGAACAUGAAUCCUGACACAGAAGCAACACAGGAGUCUAGGUCAGGUCCCCAGGAUGAGGGACCUGAGCAGGACAUGUUACUCUCCCAGUCACAAGAUAACCUUUGUACGGAUACUUCAAUCUUCCUCAGCCAGUUCUUGAACCUUCAACCUGGUUCGACAGCAGAACAGACUGGUCGCUGCCAACCUAGUCAUGCUACUCUGAAUCCAUCUGUUGGUGAAACUGUGGAUAAGAGGGCUUGCUUGGCUCAGGAUGAUGUAACACAGAAGAUCACUGCAGAUAUGGAAAUGACAUGUCCAGCCAGCCAAAUGCCAAAAUUCACCGCCAGUGACAUGACACAGAAGAUCACUGCAGACAUGGAAAUGACAUGUCCAGCAGGCCAAAUGCCAAAAUUCACCGGCAGUGACAUGACACAGAAGGUCACUGCAGACAUGGAAAUGACAUGUCCAGCCAGCCAAAUGCCAAAAUUCACCGGCAGUGACAUGACACAGAAAAUCACUGCAGACAUGGAAAUGACAUGUCCAGCCAGCCAAAUGCCAAAAUUCACAGGCAGUGACAUGACACAGAAGGUCACUGCAGACAUGGAAAUGACAUGUCCAGCAGGCCAAAUGCCAAAAUUUACAGGCUGUGACAUGACACAAAAGGUCACUGCAGACAUGGAAAUGACUUGUCCAGCAAUCCAAAUGCCAAAAUUCACAGGCAGUGACAUGACACAGAAAAUCACUGCAGACAUGGAAAUGACAUGUCCAGCAGGCCAAAUGCCAAAAUUCACAGGUAGUGACAUGACACAGAAGAUCACUACAGACAUGGAAAUUACAUGUCCAGCCAGCCAAAUGCCAAAACUCACAGGCAGUGACAUGACACAGAAGAUCACUACAGACAUGGAAAUGACAUGUUCAGCCAGCCAAAUGCCAAAAUUCACCGGCAGUGACAUGACACAGGUCACUGCAGACAUGGAAAUGACAUGUCCUGCCAGCCAAAGGCCAAAAUUCACAGUCAGUGACAUGACACAGAAAAUCACUGCUGACAUUGAAACGACAUGUCCAGCAGGCCAAAUGCCAAAAUUCACAGGCAGUGACAUGACACAGAAGGUCACUACAGACAUGGAAAUGACAUGUCCAGCAGGCCAAAUGCCAAAAUUCACAGGCAGUUAUAUGACACAGAAAAUCACUGCAGACAUGGAAAUGACAUGUCCAGCAGGCCAAAUGCCACAGAAGAUCACUACAGACAUGGAAAUGACAUGUCCAGCAGGCCAAAUGCCAAAAUUUACAGGCAGUGACAUGACACAGAAAAUCACUACAGACAUGGAAAUGACAUGUCCAGCAGGCCAAAUGCCAAAAUUUACAGGCAGUGACAUGACACAGAAGAUCACUACAGACAUGGAAAUGACAUGUCCAGCAAUUCCGAUUCCUAAGUUAACAGGGAGUGACAUGACACAGAAGGUCACUACAGACAUGGAAAUGACAUGUCCAGCCAGCCAAAUGCCAAAAUUCACAGGCAGUGAUAUGACACAGAAAAUCACUACAGACAUGGAAAUGACAUGUCCAGCAGGCCAAAUGCCAAAAUUCACAGGCAGUGACAUGACACAGAAGAUCACUACAGACAUGGAAAUGACAUGUCCAGCCAGCCAAAUGCCAAAAUUCACAGGCAGUGAUAUGACACAGAAAAUCACUGCAGACAUGGAAAUGACAUGUCCAACAGGCCAAAUGCCAAAAUUCACAGGCAGUGACAUGACACAGAAGGUCACUACAGACAUGGAAAUGACAUGUCCAGCAGGCCAAAUGCCAAAAUUCACAGGCUGUGACAUGACACAGAAGAUCACUGCAGACAUGGAAAUGACUUGUCCAGUGAGUCAAAUCCUGAAGUCAACAAACACUAAUAUGACACAAAAAACAGAUACAGACAUGGAAAUUACUUGUCCUGCAAAUCAGAUUCUAAAGUUGACAAGCAGCAGUGACAUGACUCAGAAGCUCUUAACAGACAUGGAAAUGACUUGUCCUGCUGGCCAGAUUCCCAGACUGAGCAGUAAUGAAACAAUUCAGGCAGCAAGCCUUGGCUCUGAACUGACCGGGCCAGCAGUGAGCAAGAAGCGCAGAAAGAGCAUCCUCCGAACCACUACAACCUCGCAAGAAGCAGAAGCUAGCAUGCCAAAGGAAGAGAGGACUGUGAUGUUUAACUUGGACCCUCAAUUCCACUGCAGCCUAAUCAGUAAUGUUGAAAAUAAUGAUAAACAGAUGGUUGAAGGUAAACAGGUGAUGGGAGACAGCCAGGGGGAUGUUCAGCAGGACUCUUUUGUUAGUGAGUCAGUGAGAGUAAAGACACAGCCAGUUUUGCAGUCUUUCCUUGAGGUUCCAGUGAGGGAAGGGGACCCCCAUGACAAGCAGAUGGAGGAACAGGAAACAAAUACUAAAAGAACAAUGAACAAUGUUGAAUCUAAUGAAGGAAAUGAGGAUACUGAGAAUUUUGCUAAAGGAAGUGGCAAAAGGCUGCAAGGAGUGUCUCCAGAUGAGUCCUUUCUCAAAGUGUUCCUUAGUGAAGAAGGACCCAAAUGUUCUUUGUCUGUAGUUUCUGUUGCAGGCAAAGUGGAUGACAAGAACAAGAAUAUCACCUCAGACAUGAAUGUAACCUGCUCAGAAGGAGCUUCCAAAAUAUGUCAUGUUGAGGUGACCACCUGUCCUGCAGGUCAGGCAUCUGAAGUGACUAGUGAUAUGACAAAAGAGGAACAGGUUGAUCAGGGAUUCAUCAAAAAAUGUAAUGAAGAAAUGCAGUCCAUCUCUAUUGGUGAAUCUGUCCCGGUGGAUGAGUCACUGGAUGGCAUCAACCUUGACUUGGAGAACUCUGGUGACAAUGCAGAGACAUGGCUGCAUUCAGGAUCUGGACUGAAAGAAAAGCCUCUGGAGAGUUUCCACAAUGCGCCUGAGCUGAAGCAACAGUCACAGAGUCGCAGAAAGUCUCUAGCUGCUGAUGCAGUGGAGUCUGUCUUGCCAUUGAUGAGCUCAUUUAUGGAACGUAUAUCAAUGAUGAAUCAUGAACAAUCUCAGUUAGAGGAAACGAUUCUGAAGGAGAUGACACUAAUUGAGGAGCAAGGGAAGGAGGACACAUUACAUUCAGUGGAAGGUGAACUGGAGGAUGUGAGGACAACUUCUGUUUGUGAUGAAGUUUAUGAUCCAGUUGAAAUCCAAAAGUCACACAUUAAUGAUAGCAUACAUGGGCAUCAAACCAUUCUUGAUGAUAGUGAAGGGACAGGAACCAUGAAACUUUACCUCACCAGCCUGGAGCCUACAGCUACAGCAAUGGCUGUAAAGGAUAUACCACAGACACUUGGCAUAGCUGAUACCAGUGUUAAAGAAAUUAAAAACAUUCUUAUCGAAGAAGACUGUCUGCAGACAUCCAGGAGUACUGAAAGUCAUGGGAUUUUAGUGACAGAAAGAAAGACUGAGGACAGUAUGCAAGUAGAUAGUGAGUCUGGAAAUGCUGAAGAAAAGAAGAGAGAGCAUGAUAUGUAUCUGGCUGAGGAAAAAGGAUCAGAUUUAGUCACAGAGGAAAUUACAGAAGUGUCCUCAUACCCUAGUAGUUGUGAUGUCAGACCCACCACAGUCAAGAGAUCUACUCUAUCUGAGACCAUGGCCCAGAGCAUCUUGACAGUGUCCUUGGAAAACAGUGCACUACAGAUCAACAGUAGCUCAUUUCAGCAGGGUAACAUGUCAGUUUCACAAAACUUGACUCAUGACAACACCAGCUUGCAGUGUAAGCGCUGUUGUUCUACAGAGGGUUGCAUUGUCUUCCAGUCCAAAAAUGCUGUAUGGACUGUAAGCAAAGUGUACAACGGGGGCAGAUGUUUGUCACUACAGCACACACCGCUGGAGUUAGACCUGCAGCUGUCUCGAUGUGACAACCACUGGAUGAUUGUUACAGCUUUGUGGAAACCUCAGGCCUCUGAAUUACAGAACAAAUGUGGACGUCUAGUGAUGAGUGUGCUAGGGUGCCGUGUGGGAGCAGCUGUCACCAGAUUAAGUGGACUUGUUUUCUGUGAAGCCAAGGAAGCUCUGGCACAUGUAGUUACAGCUUUCAACAAUGUGGUUGACCUCAUUCUGGAAAUGAAACUCUUGGCUGCAUUGUACCUCACCUCUUUUGAGCCAGACAGUGUGAAGGUGAUGCUGUUCAACCUUAAUGCUCAUGUGAGUGUUGAAGUGACAGUCCGAGUACAUCCCCCAGAGGAGUCACCUGAGCAUCCUUACACACUGCAGCCAGCUGCCAGAGUCACCAUUGGGAACCUUAGAUGCCAGACACUAGAUGAAGCUAUGGGUGAGGUCAGCUCUGGUCCACGGCAGCUUCUGAGGCUCAUCCAGGCAGCCAAUUCCAUCGUCCGAAAUAUGUCUUGCUGACUCCCUUGAAUGCUAAGAGCUUUUUAAAGGGAGCAACAGACUUGCACCUUGCAGAUCAUGUUCUGUUUUCAUUUUCUAAGCAAUCAUCUUAUAGAAUAUUAUUUAUAAGCUUGAAGUGAAAUAGCUAUAUGAACCUCCAGGAACAAGAAACAUGAUUAAUAACAGCCUUAGGUAUUUUCUUGCAUCCAUUUUUUAUAUAAAAAAACAAAUAUACUUAUUAUUGUGUACCUAAAAGCUAAUUAAAAAAUGCUUCUUAUAUGUAAAUAUGAUGUAAGUAUCUGAAGAUUUUCAGAAUUUUGAUGAAGACAAGUUGUAGAUCUAUUUUGAGAAAAAAAAAUUGAUGUAAAUCAUCCUAUUGACUUUCAUGUAUCCGGAAAUAUAUUUACAAGAGAGGAAUGCAGAAGAAUUGUUUUAUCUUUUGAAGGCUCUGGUAUUUUCUUUUCUGGAAAAGACUAUUUUUAUUGGUAUGUGUGUUAUUUCUUGAAAUAUCUGUCCACUUUCAUGUUUUAAACUAAAAUGCACUAAAAAAUAAAAAUA
Molecule: messenger RNA, 5493 nt
Organism: Penaeus chinensis
Lineage: Eukaryota; Metazoa; Arthropoda; Malacostraca; Decapoda; Penaeidae
Exons: 11
Coding region: 1-4956 (1651 amino acids)
Biological process (GO): carbohydrate metabolic process
Molecular function (GO): hydrolase activity, hydrolyzing O-glycosyl compounds
Source: RefSeq, a predicted model, not a curated record